Molecule: messenger RNA, 2055 nt
Organism: Eremothecium sinecaudum
Lineage: Eukaryota; Fungi; Ascomycota; Saccharomycetes; Saccharomycetales; Saccharomycetaceae
Gene: SET2
Product: histone methyltransferase SET2
Exons: 1
Coding region: 1-2055 (684 amino acids)
Biological process (GO): regulation of DNA-templated transcription
Cellular component (GO): nucleus; chromatin; chromosome
Molecular function (GO): histone H3K36 methyltransferase activity; protein binding
Source: RefSeq, a predicted model, not a curated record
AUGUCAGGUUCCUCGACACCAGGAAAGAUUAUACCGUCUCAGUCUAAGGUUAUGUUGUUUAAUGACAAGGAAGAUAAGACUGCUGAGGCUAGGAAAACUUAUGUAGAGCUGCAGAAAUGUACUUAUUCACAGAAGGGUCUGGGAAACACUAGGAAGAAUGAAUUUAUGGAGUGUGAUUGUUAUGAAGAGUUUAAAGAUGGGAAAAAUCACGCUUGUGAUGAACAUUCGGACUGUAUUAACAGAUUGACACUAAUAGAGUGUGUGAAUGAUCUAUGUACCUCCUGCGGGGAUGAUUGCCAGAACCAAAGAUUCCAAAAACGACAAUAUGAAGACAUUUCUAUCUUUCAAACUGAAAAGAAGGGAUAUGGUGUAAGAGCGGAGAAAGAUAUUGAAGCGAACACAUUUAUAUAUGAAUAUAUUGGUGAGGUGAUAUCUGAAGACGAAUUUCGUGAUCGUAUGGUUAGCUACGACGAGCGUGGCUACAAGCAUUUCUAUUUUAUGAUGUUGCAGGCAGGUGAGUUCAUUGAUGCGACCGAGAAGGGUUGCUUGGCAAGGUUCUGUAAUCAUUCCUGUAAUCCAAAUACCUACGUGAGUAAAUGGGAUGUGGCCGGCAAGCUUAGAAUGGGUAUUUUUGCAAAGAGGAAAAUUGUCAAGGGGGAGGAGCUCACUUUUGACUAUAAUGUUGAUAGAUAUGGUGCUACUGCGCAGCCCUGCUACUGUGGGGAGCCAAAUUGUAUUGCUUUCUUAGGUGGCAAGACGCAGACAGAUGCUGCCUCUCUGUUACCGCAAGACUACGCGGAAGCGCUAAGUGUAACGCCAGCGAUGGAGAAAAAAUGGGUUAAGAUGAAGAAGGCUAUGGGCCAAGAAAUUGAUAAAAGCAGUUCAAAUAAUGUAAAUGUGGAGUUUGUGAAUUCUUUAGAGCCGCAAGCUUGUACGCAGUACAGCGAUGUCAAUAAGGUGAUGAGUGUCCUGUUACAAACAGAUGAUCACUUCUUCUGUUCCAAAUUGCUUCAAAGGAUUCUACUUACGACUGACGAAACCAUGCAUUACCAAAUUAUAAAAUUACAUGGAUACAAGUGCUUUUCCAAGCUACUCACUGUAUUUGACAAUGAAGAAGCCACACAGUAUGAAAUUUUAACGUAUCUUUUGCAACUUCCAAAGACUACUAAAAAUGGUAUCAUAUUAUCUCAACUUGACACGAAAAUCAGGAAGUUAGCAAAUAACCCAGCAUUGAAAGAAACUGCAAACUCACUAUUAGAAAGGUGGGAUACAUUUGAGACAUACAAGCGCAUUGCCAAAAAGGACCUUAGUAAACAGGGUUCAAAUAGCAUAGGAAAGACUUUUGACUUUCGCAGAGUACGGCUACCGCUUGGAUGGGAAAUUAUCCAUGAAAACGGCAGGCCAAUGUACUACAAUGCUCAAAGGCAAUUGAAGCAGGCUGAUCCGCCAACUGAAGCUAAUUCAGCCGGUUCUGGUAGAUCAUCCACUCCAAAAUCUAACGGAGGAUAUAACGAGCGCCACUCAAAACGUCCAUUGGAUCAAGAUUCCUACGAAAAGCGUAAACGACAGCGGAUCGAAUGGGAACAGCAAGAGCUGGAAAAGAGGAAACAAGAGGAACUCCGUCAGUUAAAGGAGAAGAUGGAGGUGGAGCAAAAGAAGCAGUCUGAGCUCGAGCAGAUCAUAGCAGACGCUAACCGCCAAAAGGAGCAACAGAGGCUUGAGCGUCUGCAAAAAGAAAAAGAAGCAAUCGAAAAACGAGAAAAGCGGAAACAAACGCUUUCUGUAAACCGUAUUGAGCAUGAAUGGAAUAAGUACUUUGCGUCAUUUGUUCCAAACUUGAUUAAAUCAUACGAAAGCAAGCUGGAUCGUACUCGUUUAAAAGAAUGCGCCAGAGAAAUAGUUAAACUACUGACAACCAAGGAACUAAAGAAGGAUUCGAAGAAAAUACCACCAUCUGAAGUAACUAAAGAGAAGAAAAAGAAGGUAAACGAAUUCUGUAAAGGUUACAUGGAAAAGUUAAUGUUUAAGGUACAAAAGAAACAAACUUCAAAGUGA